CCCCACCCUUUUGCAACGCCUCCACAUUAUUCUUUCAACUAUCUGGCUCCCUCACUCAAUACUGGCUUGCUUUUCUAUUUUCCUGUCUACACACCUCAACUUUCCCUUGCUGCAGUUGUUGUAGGAGGAGAAGCUGUUCUCUAUAUCUCCCCCCUCUCUCCCACAGAUCACUGCUGCCAGAGAGACAGUAGUUAGGCUGUCCUGCCUGAUCAUGUGCUAGCUCCUCCCCCUACAAUUCUUUGAUUCACUGCCAAGGAGACAAGAACUAGUCCUCCUGUUUGUUUGCCUGUUUUUCCAUUCAAAAUUUCUCUCCUCCUUGCCAUGCUGUGAAGCUUGUGAAUCUUGGAAGAGACGGGCUGCAACAAGGGGAGAGGAAAUUUCUCCCAAAUAUUUUCUUUGCCCGCCUUCGUCAGAUCAUCAGAUCUAUAUCCUUCUCUCCGCUAGUUGACCCCAAAGAGCUCUCUUAAAUUGGUGUAUAUACACAGGUCGCUGGCAAUGGCAUCUCCGUCGAGCACCGGCAACUCCGCCGUCUCCGUGGUGGUCGCAGCUCCGACGACACCGGGGGCCGGGGCGCCGUGCGCUGCGUGCAAGUUCCUGCGGCGCAAGUGCCUCCCUGGUUGCGUGUUCGCGCCCUACUUCCCGCCGGAGGAGCCGCAGAAGUUCGCCAACGUGCACAAGGUGUUCGGCGCCAGCAACGUGACCAAGCUGCUCAACGAGCUGCCGCCGCACCAGCGGGAGGACGCCGUUAGCUCGCUGGCCUACGAGGCGGAGGCGCGGGUCAAGGACCCCGUCUACGGCUGCGUCGGCGCCAUCUCCGUGCUCCAGCGCCAGGUCCACCGCCUCCAGAAGGAGCUCGACGCCGCGCACACCGAGCUCCUCCGCUACGCCUGCGGCGAGCUCGGUGGCAUCCCCACCGCGCUUCCCGUCGUCACGGCCAGCAUCCCCACCGGCAGGCUCUCAUCCGCCGCAAUGCCGUGCCCCGGGCAGCUCGGCGGCGGCAUGUACAGCGGCGGAAGUGGCGGUGGCUUCCGGAGGCUCGGGCUUGUGGACGCGAUAGUGCCACAGCCACCUCUUUCUGCCGGUUGCUACUACAAUAUGCGGAGCAGCAACAACGCUGGAGGCAGCGUCGCCGCUGAGGUGGCGCCCGUGCAGAUCCCUUACGCCUCCAUGGCGAAUUGGGCUGUGAACGCCAUUAGCACCAUCACCACCACCUCAGGAUCAGAGAGCAUUGUGAUGGAUCACAAGGAAGGAGGCGACAGCAGCAUGUGAACUGGCGCACCCAACCAACAUGCAUGUGGAUUACCUCUCCUACUCUCAAGACCGAUGGAUGUGGAGAAUGAUAUGUGCGCUUUGGCCGGCCUUGACGCUCAAGGAAGGAAGCUUCGGGGAGACUGAUGGGAUCGAGCUAGCUCAUUCCCAGGUUAAUUAAGCUAAGAAGCAAUCUAUCUAUGAAUCUAUCUAUAUAUAGCCAACAUGAAUUAUAUAUGUCAGUGUCUCCCUUUCUGCAUGUUGUGCAAGCCAUACUUUGGGUCGACUUUGGAGUUCUAUAUGUAAUCGAAUCGAGAUCUAGCUUGAUCUCUCUUCUUUUCAUGAUUAAUCGAUCGGUUCCGCAGGAUC
Triticum urartu is the source of this 1617-nucleotide messenger RNA. RefSeq names its product LOB domain-containing protein 10. NCBI's taxonomy places the organism in Eukaryota, Viridiplantae, Streptophyta, Magnoliopsida, Poales, Poaceae. The record is from RefSeq and is a predicted model, not a curated record.